Molecule: messenger RNA, 4646 nt
Organism: Catharus ustulatus (Swainson's thrush)
Lineage: Eukaryota; Metazoa; Chordata; Aves; Passeriformes; Turdidae
Gene: RNF13
Product: ring finger protein 13
Exons: 10
Coding region: 97-1242 (381 amino acids)
Biological process (GO): protein ubiquitination; positive regulation of DNA-templated transcription; ubiquitin-dependent protein catabolic process
Cellular component (GO): cytoplasm; nucleoplasm
Molecular function (GO): ubiquitin protein ligase activity
Source: RefSeq, a predicted model, not a curated record
CUUCCGGCGCGGGCGCCGAUCGCAGGGAACGCGCCAUGGCGUCGGCCUAGGCCGCCCGGGACCGCGGGGCCGCGGGCCGCAGGUAUUGAAUAAAAUAUGCUGUUAUCAAUAGGAAUGCUGAUGUUGUCUGCCACUCAGAUAUACACUAUUGUGACUGUGCAGUUAUUUGCCUUCCUGAAUCUUUUACCUGUGGAGGCAGAUAUUUUAGCAUAUAACCUUGAAAAUGGAACCCAGACAUUUGAUGAUCUACCUGCUAGAUUUGGCUACAGACUGCCAGCAGAGGGCUUGAAGGGAUUUCUAAUAAAUUCCAAACCAGAGAAUGCAUGUGAGCCUAUAGCCCCACCUCCGCUGAGAGACAACUCCUCUGGUGCUUUUAUUGUGUUGAUCCGAAGGCUGGAGUGCAACUUUGAUGUCAAGGUCUUAAAUGCCCAGAGAGCUGGAUACAAGGCAGCUAUAGUGCACAAUGUUGAUUCUGAUGACCUCAUAAGCAUGGGAUCCAACGACAUUGAGAUUUUAAAGAAGAUUGACAUUCCAUCUGUCUUUAUUGGUGAGACGUCAGCUAAUUCUCUUAAAGAGGAGUUUACUUACGAAAAAGGUGGCCAUGUUGUGUUAAUCCCAGAGUUCAGUCUUCCUUUGGAGUACUACUUAAUCCCUUUCCUAAUAAUAGUAGGGAUCUGUCUUAUUCUCAUCGUCAUAUUUAUGAUAACAAAAUUUGUUCAGGACAGACACAGAGCAAGAAGGAAUCGUCUUAGGAAGGAUCAGCUUAAGAAACUUCCCGUACACAAGUUUAAGAAAGGUGAUGAAUACGAUGUGUGUGCCAUCUGUCUGGAUGAAUACGAGGAUGGAGACAAGCUCAGGAUCCUUCCAUGCUCUCAUGCAUAUCACUGCAAGUGUGUGGACCCAUGGCUGACAAAAACAAAGAAAACCUGUCCUGUGUGUAAGCAGAAAGUGGUCCCUUCCCAGGGGGACUCUGACUCGGAGACAGACAGCAGCCAAGAGGAGAAUGAGGUGUCUGAGAACACUCCUCUGCUCAGGCCUUUGGCCUCGGUCAGCACGCAGUCCUUCGGGGCUCUGUCAGAGUCCCAUUCUCAUCAGAACAUGACUGAGUCCUCGGAGUAUGAGGAGGAUGACAAUGACAAUGUUGAUAGCAGUGAUGCAGAAAACGGGAUGAAUGAAGAAAGUGUAGUGGUUCAGCUGCAGCCCAGUGAGGACAGGGAGUACAGAGUGGCAAACACUGUCUGAGACUACCAAUGACCCAUAGGUGUAUGAACAAAAGGGUUCUUAAGGCUAUUUACAAACCUUUGCAUAGGGAAUCUCUUUUAAUCUGUAAUCCAUUUGGUUUCUUUGAUAGGAGCAGCAGUUCAUGUAGUAGUACUCUGGUUAAAUCAUUACAUGUAGAUUUAUUUUUGAUUCAGGUAUUCAGUCACACAUUCUGUCUUCUCAAAACCAACAGUUAAACUGGACUUCACAAUGCUAAUGAAUAAUGUUAAUAGUUUAUAUCAAUAGAAACAUCACAGAGACUCUAAAUGUCUCCUGUUCAAAUGGAAUUUCUCUGGAAAAAUUUUAUUUCCAUUUUGUAGCUACAACUGGGUCAUCCUGAGAGCAAUAUUUAUUACAUGUAGAUAUGUGUUACCCCUUAGGCCCAACAAAAACUGUAUUUGCAUGUUUGUAUAGUUUUCCUGAAAACUGUCACCACUGCUGAAAGGCAAAUGUAGAACAGAUCAAUAUUCUAUGUGCUGGUAUGUCAAAACAAAGCAGAAGAAAUUCCAAUUUUAUCUCAAAGCAGUGAUUCCAAAUAAUCCUUGGAGUUUGCCAUGGUAGCUGAGUUUAAGCAGUUCCUUUGAGUAACUCCCAGGAUGAGGAAACUUAGAAUAUAUGUUUAGUUUUGAGCAAUUCACAAGGUCAGGUCCACCAUAAGCACAUUAAUUAUCCCUCCUUGCUACUACUUCGUUGUCUGGUUUCCAGUGAGGAGGUGGGACUUGGGAAACAAGUGAGACAGAGGUUUUGCUCCACAUAGAAAAAGAAGUUUAGGGUAUUAUAUUGAUCCUUGGCUCAUAUACCUCUUACUAAGAGCAUUAAAUGCUGCAUUAGUCUGCUAAACUGUAUAUAAAAAAAUUGUUCUUUUCAAAUACCUGAUUUGAAAACAAGUGCUUACACCUGUCUCACAGAACUAAGUACUUACCAGUGUAUCACAAAAAAGAUAGAUUCUAUAUAAUACCUCUGUAACUAUGUAGAAAGUAAAACCAUGCAUAUACUCAAAUGGAGAUUUUUUAUAUGGCCUUGACUAAGGAAAGCUUGAAAGAAUGUUAAUAAACAUGUUUUCCACUUUAAAUACCAGAGGUUUAUUGAACUUUUGCAUCAGUUGAGACCUUGUGCACGCUUACAUUACUGAGGGUGCUUUUGAAGAUGCAGAACAUGGAACUCUUGGGAUCCUGAGCAGAUGUUUCCUGUGUCACACUGUGGAUCACAGUACAAGGAGUUGCACUGACCAGUGCUACAUCCAGGGGUCUGAGUUAUGCAGAAAACCUUCGUUUUUGUUCACUUGUAGCUUGAGGAGGAGUUUGGACUGGCCAGAGUCUGUAGUUUGCCUGGAGGAGUGUGCAGGAGGACCAGGGUGCUCUGAGCAAUUCCCAGCCAGCUGGCAGCACCCGCAGAGCCAAGCCCAGCGCUAGAACCUGGACAGGAGAUGGCAGGUGAGGUGGGCCCAGAUGGCAUUUCUGACCUAACACUCUAGGCAGCCACACACCCUGCUGUUCUGGGCCUGGCUGAGAGCAAGGAAAGUUUAUUUUGCACAGUAAGGCACAGUAAAAGGAUAAUAAUGAAAGGAUGAUUCAUCUCCAAACCACUGCUGCCAGCAGCCAUGGGUAAUGACAGUUAGUGUAGUGGUGUAUUUUCACCAGCCAGAAUUCCCCUUCAGUGUGCAUAUGUCUAGGUGAAUCCAAAUGGGAAAAUGGUUUCUGAAAAUGUAAUUACUAAGCUGAAAGAUGUUUCUUAAAAUAGGUCCCUGCUAUUGCUGUGUGUAUGUUUAUUCAUUAAUGUAUUCCAGGCUUCCCAAAGUCUGAAGAGUUCCAGAACCAUGAACUGAACUAAACUUUGUAAUAUGGCUCUUGUGUAAUUCUAGUGCCUGCAAUUAGUUGCAGACACAGUUAUGCUAGGAAAAUUCACCAACAAACACAUUUGAAAAAGUAAUUUGAACAACACCUAAUUAACCAAGCAGAAGCAUACAGGUGCCAUACACCUCAAGAGAGGGAAUUGGUCAGAAAGGAACAAUGCCACACUAAGGAAGGUGAUGGCAAGUACCUGGUGUGUGCUGCCAGCAGCUGCUCUGCCUGGGGUGCUGCUACAGUCAAUCCCAUCCACUCUGGGCCUAACCACAGCAGCAGCUUCGGGAAUAUAAAACCCUCAUCCUCCUAACCAGGGAGAAACAAAGUGCUGCAGGCAGAAUGUGACUGAAAGCAGAGCUCUGCAUCCUCUGUACCAGUUACUACUGAACAGGACUUUGCUCUGAACUCUGGGUGUGAUGGUCUGCUCCAACUUUGGCACUGGGAGAUCCAGUUCAGACAGAGCCACUUGGCAGUGGGAGAACAUGAACACUAUAUAUAGAACAUUUUAGUUAGACCCAGGUCUAGUGCCAAGCAGAGGAGCAGGUGCAGCUGACACCAGUGAUGAAGGUGUAGGGGAGGGAGGGGAGAACAAAGGUGUUCAGGUCCUGUCCAAGAGCACCUGACUAGUUCAAGGGCCCAGGAAGGCAGAGCCUUUCCACAGAUUCAUCUCCCACCAUCUGGGCUCAGCCCCAGGACUCACCAUCACAGCACCUUGGGCUUGUGUUUUUAGGAGUUCUCAGCAGAAGUAACAAAUACAGGUGCAAUCCUUUAAGGUAAUGGAGACCUUCAAUGUGCCCCUUCUCUGGGUGAGGGGAGCACAUUCUGUACUGACCUGGACAGGCCCCCCCAGACUCCUCUGCCAGCUCCAGGGUGCAGUCACCUUCAGCUUGUUUCAGGAAUGGUUUAGCGGGCAGUCAGAGGGCAGGGGCACCCCACACCAGAGAGCUGGAUAAAUGUGGAAUUGAGGGAUGAGAAAUCAUCUCCUAAUUAAAGAUCUACCCCAAAGACUGCCUGGCUUUUGACUGAAGUUUUAAUACCACACCACUUACCAUAUUAUUAUAUCAUACUAUUUCUAUUAUCAGACUAUAUUGUCCUGCAACCCUUAAAACUGCACUUAGACCUCCUGGUAGUGUGGCCAGCCAUGCACUGACGGCCCUCAGAGGAUUUCCUGGGUGUGAGGUGGAAAAAUUACCCACAGUCUGGUUUUGUUUGGUUGGAAUAAAUUUAUUUCAUCUGUCUGUAAACAAGGUGUUUUUAAUAGUUAUGGCAUUUUUUGAAAUGCAUAUUAAAUCAGAUGAGUUAGACUGUAUCCCAGAUGUAACAAAGUGCAGGGAAAGAAAUGGACAAAUCAGCAACAAGAAUUUGUUUAAAUCUGUACAUUAUCCACAAGGCCCAACAAUAGAAGCAAAUACUAGAAUAUCCCUAAGGUAGUGCCAGUCAAAAGAAACCCUCGGAGUCAGUUAAAAUCCAUCUCACAAUAGCAACAGUUCUUUUUUUUUUUUUAACAAUAGUAUGGCACAGAAUACAUAUUAAAAAAUUCAU